CAGCUGAGCAAGAUCGGACGGCGCGGCACCCUGAUCGCCUCGUCCAUCUGGUACAUGGGUGGUUGGGCCUGCCUGGCGGUGGCCACUCCCAAAGCGGCGCUGUUCGUCGGCCGCCUGCUCACGGGCGUCGGCACCGGCAUGGUGGCGCUCGCCAUCACCGUCUUCAUAUCGGAGAUCUCGCCCGCCGAGCUGCGCGGCUUGCUCAACACGGGCGCCAACCUGGUACUCUGCUCCGGCACACUGCUCGUAUUCGUGCUGGGCAAGUUUUUUAGCUUCUGGAUGCUUGCCGUCUGCUGCAUGCUGCCGGCGGCCACCAUGAGCGUCUCGCUCCUCUGGUGCCACGAGUCACCCCGCUGGCUGCUCAAGAACGGUUGGAGAGAUCGUGCAGCAGCGGCCCUGCGUUUCUAUGUGGGUCCUUUCGCCGCAGCCGAGCUGGCCGCCAUGGAGCAGGCCGUCGCGCGACGUGGUGGGGACGCCGUGACGAGUUUCACGAUACAAGACCUGACCUCACCGCAUGUCUAUCGGUCCAUCUUGUGCGUCCUGCUGGCCAUGAGUAUGCAACAACUGUCGGCCAUAGGCGUGAUCAUCACGUUCGCCCAGGACAUCUUCGAGGAGGCCGGCACGUCCGUGUCAGCGGAAAAUGCAGCGAUUGCUGUGGCGGCUAUCCAAGUGGUCAUGGUGGCCGUGGCGACAGUGCUUGCCGAUCGCCUUGGCCGGAAAGUGCUGCUCCUGUUCUCAUCAGCAGUGUCUUCGGUAAGCCUCGCAGUGCUUGGCCUGUCCUUCCACAUCAAAACGACCAUGGGCGACAAGUUCGUGGAGGCCUUCGGCUGGUUGCCUUUGACCAGCCUCUGCACCUUCUUCGUCGGCUACUCCGUUGGCCUGGGCCCUUUGCCUUGGGUACUGCUGGGCGAGAUGAUCCCGCUGAAGGCCAAGGGAUUCGCGACGGGGGCCUGCACCGCCAUUUUGUUCGCCGAAAGUUUCGUCCUCACUAUAAGCUACAACAGCAUCCGUUCAAUCUUGGGCACUGCGGCGACCUACUGGAUGUUCAGCGCCUCUCUCGCUGUCAGCUUUGUCCUUGUUUUAUUUUUUGUUCCUGAGACAAAAGGAAAGGACCUGGAACAAAUUGAGCGCCUUUUCGGACGCACCAUGUCUUCACCUCUUGAUUCGAUAGUGAAGAGUGACGCUUCUAAUGCGAAAUGAUUGCAUUAAUAUCGCUCUAGUACGUUUGGAAUUGUGA
Molecule: messenger RNA, 1237 nt
Organism: Dermacentor andersoni
Lineage: Eukaryota; Metazoa; Arthropoda; Arachnida; Ixodida; Ixodidae
Product: solute carrier family 2, facilitated glucose transporter member 8-like
Biological process (GO): transmembrane transport
Cellular component (GO): membrane
Molecular function (GO): transmembrane transporter activity
Source: RefSeq, a predicted model, not a curated record